AUGGGGUUGUGAUCAGGCGCGCGUCUUGGACUACUUCUGUUUCAGAGGGGUCUGGGCCAAGGGAAGACCCGGGAGUCACUGGAAACGCAAGAUGGCGACGGUGGCCGCAACCUCGGCGUCGGAGCCUGAGACCGAGCCCAGAGGUGGGCCCAAGGCCGAGGAAGAAGAGGAUGAAGUUAAGGCGGCUAAGACGAGAAGAAAAGUGUUAUCCAGGGCUGUGGCCACUGCGACGUACAAGACCAUGGGUCCAGCGUGGAACCGGCAAGAGGAAGGUGUGAGCGACAGCGACGGUGAGGAGUACGCCGAGGCUUCCUCCGCCGAGAGCUCCCCCGGCGAGUACGAGUGGGAGUACGAUGAGGAGGAGGAGAAGAAUCAGCUAGAGAUCGAGCGGCUGGAGGAGCAGCUGUCCAUCAACAUCUAUGACUACAACUGUCAUGUGGAUCUGAUCAGGCUGCUCCGGCUGGAAGGGGAGCUCACCAAAGUGAGGAUGGCCCGCCAGAAGAUGAGCGAGAUCUUCCCUUUGACUGAAGAGCUCUGGCUGGAAUGGCUGCACGAUGAGAUCAGCAUGGCCAUGGACGGCCUUGACCGGGAGCACGUGUAUGAGCUCUUCGAGAAAGCUGUGAAGGACUACAUCUGUCCUAACAUUUGGCUAGAGUAUGGCCAAUACUCAGUUGGUGGGAUUGGUCAGAAAGGCGGCCUGGAGAAAGUUCGCUCUGUGUUUGAAAGGGCUCUCUCCUCUGUCGGUUUGCAUAUGACCAAAGGACUGGCCAUCUGGGAGGCUUACCGAGAGUUUGAAAGUGCCAUUGUGGAAGCUGCUCGGCUUGAGAAAAUCCACAGUCUCUUCCGGCGACAGUUGGCAAUCCCACUCUAUGAUAUGGAGGCCACAUUUGCAGAGUAUGAAGAAUGGUCGGACAACCCAGUGCCAGAGUCGGUCAUUCAGAACUAUAGCAAAGCCCUGAAGCAGCUGGAGAAGUACAAACCCUAUGAAGACGCGCUGUUGCAAGCAGAGGCACCAAGGCUGGCAGAAUAUCAGGCAUACAUCGAUUUUGAGAUGAAAACUGGUGACCCUGCUCGUAUUCAGCUGAUCUUUGAGCGUGCCCUGGUGGAGAACUGCCUCGUCCCAGACUUAUGGAUCCGUUACAGUCAGUACCUAGAUCGGCAGCUGAAAGUAAAGGAUUUGGUUUUAUCUGUACACAGUCGUGCUGUUAGAAAUUGCCCUUGGACAGUUGCCCUGUGGAGUCGGUACCUCAUGGCCAUGGAGAGACACGGAGUUGAUCAUGGAGAAAUUUCUGUGACCUUCGAGAAAGCUUUGAACGCUGGCUUCAUCCAGGCCACAGAUUAUGUGGAGAUUUGGCAGGCGUACCUCGAUUACCUCAGGAGAAGGGUUGACUUCGGACAAGACUCCAGUAAGGAGCUGGAAGAGCUGCGGUCUGCAUUCACGCGUGCUUUGGAGUAUCUGCAGCAAGAGGUUGAGGAGCGUUUCAAUGAGAGUGGAGAUCCAAGCUGCGUGAUCAUGCAGAACUGGGCAAGGAUUGAGGCUCGGCUGUGCAAUAAUAUGCAAAAAGCACGAGAACUUUGGGACAACAUCAUGACCAAAGGAAAUGCCAAAUAUGCCAACAUGUGGCUUGAAUAUUACAACCUGGAAAGGGCGCAUGGGGACACGCAGCACUGCCGGAAGGCUCUGCACCGGGCUGUCCAGUGCACCAGUGACUACCCCGAGCACGUCUGUGAAGUGUUGCUCACCAUGGAAAGGACAGAAGGUACUUUAGAAGACUGGGAUACAGCUGUUCAGAAGACUGAAACCCGGUUAGCACGCGUCAAAGAGCAGAGAAUGAAGGCUGCUGAGAAGGAAGCAGCCCUGGUGCAGCAGGAAGAGGAGAAAGCGGAACAGCGGAAGAGGGCGAGGGCUGAGAAGAAGGCGCUGAAAAAGAAGAAAAAGCCCAGAGGUGCAGACAGGCCCAGAGAGGAGGAGGACGAGCAAGAGUGGGGUGACGAUGACGGAGAGCAGCCAGCCAAACGUAGAAGGCUGGAGAACAGUGUGGCCCUGGCUGGAGCGGCUCCCGGCACAGAAGAGGACACAGGGCUCGCUGAGAAACAUGCAGCUGUGGAUGUUGAGACCCCUUCAAAGCAGAAGGAGAAGGCGGCUGCCCUGAAGCGGGACAUGCCCAAGGUGCCGCACGACAGCAGUAAGGACAGCAUCACUGUCUUUGUCAGCAACCUGCCCUACAGCAUGGGGGAGCCGGAGGUGAAGCUCAGGCCACUCUUUGAGGCCUGUGGAGAGGUGGCGGAAAUCCGUCCCAUCUUCAGCAACCGCGGUGACUUCCGAGGCUACUGCUAUGUGGAGUUUAAGGAUGAGAAGUCGGCCCUUCAGGCCCUGGAGCUGGAUCGGAAGAGUGUGGAAGGGAGGCCGAUGUUUGUCUCCCCUUGUGUGGAUAAGAGCAAAAACCCUGAUUUUAAGGUGUUCCGGUACAGCACUGCCCUGGAGAAGCACAAGCUGUUCAUCUCAGGCCUGCCCUUCUCCUGCACGAAGGAGGAGCUCGAAGACAUCUGUAAGGCGCAUGGCACUGUGAAGGACCUCAGACUGGUCACCAACCGGGCUGGCAAACCAAAGGGCCUGGCGUACGUGGAGUACGAAAAUGAAUCCCAGGCAUCACAGGCUGUGAUGAAGAUGGAUGGCAUGACUAUUAAAGAGAAUGUCAUCAAAGUGGCAAUCAGCAAUCCCCCUCAGAGGAAAGUUCCAGAGAAGCCGGAAUCUAGGAAAACAGCAGGCAGCCCCAUGGUGCCGCGGCAGAUGUAUGGAGCGCGUGGGAAGGGAAGGACCCAACUCUCUCUGCUGCCUCGUGCCCUGCAACGACCGACCUCUGCCUCUGGGCAGGCUGAGAACGGCCCUGCCCCACACCCAGCAGGUGCCACCUCCACAGCCUGCGAGGCACCCAAGAUGUCCAAUGCUGACUUUGCCAAGUUGCUUCUGAGAAAGUGAAUGGGACUCCGAGACAGGAAAUGCCUUACUUCACUCCGGCCAGGCAGACCACCCACUGCCCAGCGGCACCCUGGAACGGACGGCAGGGCUGGUGCAGCAUCUCCGGGCUUCUAGGGACUCCUGUGGCUCAGACAGAAAGGGACAGAAAGAGAAAGCUUGUUCCAAGUAAAGAGCUGAUGAGUGCUUCCUCACAUUGAGGGCAGGCGGAGAGGAUGAUCACUUCCCAGGCUGGCCCGGGCUGGCUGGCCCAGCACACUUUUGUGUUCUGAAGAGUGAAGAACAGAAGUGGCACUGGAACAUGGCUUCUGCGACGCACUUGUUCCAGUGUUUUCGGCUCUUUUUAUAAGAUAACUUCUCUCACACCUUGCGUAGCACCUGUGCCCAUCACUCUUAAUUUUUAAAAGACAAAAGACGAAAGACGAGGUGGGAGAUGCUAGUGACUCACCAGCAUGGCCUACUUCAGUCAAGGUGGCAGGGGUGGGGGGUCACAUAAAACACUGGUGGAGUUUGGUUCAAGGAGGUUGUGCGUUUUUUCUAUUAUGUAUUUGUAAAUAACACAUCGGCUGGUUUUAUGUUUCCUACAAGCAGGAUGUUUGUCAACACUUGUUUUAUAUAGGGAUUCUGAGCGCCCCCUGCUGUGGACCAUUUUCUUUGCCUAGUGAGUAGUGAUCUGUAUUUUAUCUAAAUGUUGUUUCUUUCCUUUGGCUCUGUUUAAAUGCCAUAUCAACUGCAAACUUCAAAUGCAAAAUAUUUAGCUUUAUUAAAAAUAUUAAUAUUAAAAAUGUCUUGCCCAGUGGUACCACGUUCCCAAGUGGUUUGAAAUGGGUGUACCUUGCUUUACCUAACAGUUGUGUAAAUAGAAUUUUGUAAGUCAAAUCCUGUUGUCACUUUGGUUUAAAUUAUUUCAGCAGUGAUGUGUCUUUAGUUUUAAACUUGAAAUUACAGCAGUUGACACUUGAGCUUUUUAAGCUUUUUUUACCUCUAUGAUGAAGCAUUUGUUACUUUGAGAUCAGCACUGCCAGGUCAGUAGGGGAAACUGUAAAGGCACUUCAGAGAAAGAACAUCAGGGGAUCCUUGUAUGUGUCACGGAAAUAAUCUCAUCUAUGUUUUUGUACGUUUCAGUUUCUGUGGAUCAGUCAGCUUCCUAAAAUUUUUUUCAAAUUUAACAUUUUUCUAAUGGAAAAGUUUGAACACAUAAAAAGUAGACACAACUGUAAAAUAAACUCCCAUGUGCCCAUCAGUGAGCCUUGGUAGUCCUCACCCCGGGCCCAUCUCACUGUUGUUUCCCGGCCACCUCCUUCCCAUGUUAGGGACAUCAGCACUAGCCAGGGACACCCAGCCAGGGAUACGGUUAUAUGUAACCAUUAGCAGUAUAAUUCCUUCAUGUCUUCAGCUACUCAGAGCUCAAUUUCCUAUUGUCUAAUAUCAGUUUUCCUUCCCUGUAAACGAUCACCAGCUGAUGUGCUUCUUAAAUCUUUUAAAAUGUAGGUUUCUCUCCCUCCAUCUUUCUUUUAUCAUAAACAUUUUCUCUAGGUGCUACUGUUGGAUUACGCUCUGGCAGUAGCUUUUGGAUUCCCCUGGGGCACGAGUUGUGGGCUGGUGAUUGGGUAGAUGGGAGGGAGCCUGUGGCCUGUGCCCUGGCCCGGCCCUGAAGAUCAUGUGCAUUUCUACCCUGUGCAGGUUAAGGUGGCUUUCCUUUUCCUACUCCCCAGGAACUGUUUUGUUCCAGUGACUUUAUGCUUUCAACAUGGGCUGUGACGGGGUGAGCCUCGACUUGAGCAGGAUCCUAAAUUUAGGUGUAAGGUUCUGACUUCUAGAAAUGGGCUUCCUGGGACACAUGUGAGUUUAGGUGUUUUUUUUCCCAGAAAAAUCAAGAACUGAUGGUCAACAGAAACAUGAAUUUUUUUUUUUGUAUUUUAGUAAAAGAUCAGUAAUUCAGCCCCAUUAACUCAGGCAGUUUAGGCAGCUGGAUCUAUCUUGCUUGCCUAUUGAUUUGACCACAUUGGAUCUUUUCUUUCCCCUGAACUGUUCCUCUGACAGUUCAGAGUUAGUUG
Messenger RNA from Fukomys damarensis (Damara mole-rat), 5034 nucleotides. RefSeq names its product spliceosome associated factor 3, U4/U6 recycling protein (gene Sart3). The transcript is spliced from 19 exons. The record is from RefSeq and is a predicted model, not a curated record. Gene Ontology annotation, biological process: RNA processing. Lineage: Eukaryota; Metazoa; Chordata; Mammalia; Rodentia; Bathyergidae. Gene Ontology annotation, molecular function: protein binding; RNA binding. The coding region runs from base 92 to 2980 and encodes 962 amino acids.